This is a messenger RNA of Cuscuta campestris, 1699 nucleotides long. Lineage: Eukaryota; Viridiplantae; Streptophyta; Magnoliopsida; Solanales; Convolvulaceae. The record is from the annotation of a GenBank genome assembly.
CUCUAUUCACCCCUUCAAAGUCCUUUUCCUCGAGUCAUACGGUAUCAUGCCCGGGCAACUUGCCCCUAAUGGUCACCGUCUGUUAGGCAGCUUCAUCAAUGUCUGCCGGUUUCUUCGUAUUCCCCUCUCCCUUCGUCUCUUCGACCAUAUGUUCNGCCCAAGUCCACGAGGUGCGCAACCUGAUGCCGGAUGGGUACCAAUUGACUUACCGGGCAACAUGGAAGAGCAUUAUCCCUCUCCAUGUCGGUACGUCGAUUGGCAUUCACUACCACUCUAUCAAGGACCUGGGCGAAUUCUCUAUUCACCCCUUCAAAGUCCUUUUCCUCGAGUCAUACGGUAUCAUGCCCGGGCAACUUGCCCCUAAUGGUCACCGUCUGUUAGGCAGCUUCAUCAAUGUCUGCCGGUUUCUUCGUAUUCCCCUCUCCCUUCGUCUCUUCGACCAUAUGUUCAAUGUCCGGCCCGGGUCCAAGGAAACCCUUGGAUUCGUGGUGGUGUCUUCUCACCAAGGCCGGGCAUUCCUCUGCGGCCUUCCACCUUCUAACAAGAAGUGGAAGGACAAAUACGUUUGUAUCAAAUUCCCCCCGGCUACUUUCCCCUUUGCCCAAAAUGUCUGGGGGAAAAGAAUGAAGCGCCAGGUCAAACCUGCGGAAGCCGACGACCUUGUUGCCUGGGAAGCCACCCUCAAGGCCGGGGAUGCCUCCACCCGCGGUCUUUAUCACGUCGGCAAGUGGAGUGUCUACCCCGGCCGGGAGACUGAUCCUGAGCCGGAGAUUAUCCUGCCCGGGGCCAUCCCCGAAGCUAUCCCCAUCAGCCGGGAGAGGGGAUCCAAAGCCCCGGGAACAACCACCGCCGGUCCUUCACGCCCGGCGAAGAAGAAGGAGAAAGACACCUUCGAGUUCGACAACUUGAUGGGAGAGACCGGCCACACUUCUCAAGCUGGCCAGCAGGUUCAACCCAAUGAGGAAGGCGAAGCCGAGGAGGAAGCUGCUGAAGAAUCCCUUCAGCGGAAAAGGCGGAAGACUGAGGAGGUCGACCAGCCAUCUCAUCAGAGGAGCCAGUCCUCUGAUGCUGGCAAGGGCCCAAUAGUGCCCCGGUCCAAGAUCCUGAUGUCCAGGUCGGACGAAGAGCUCUUCCAAGCCUUUCGAGCUGACCUGAGUGAGGCCGGCCGUAUCGGAGAGGAGUACUUCGCCCGGCUGGUGAAGUCCAAAGAAGAGGAGAUGGCCCGGAUGGAGGCCAUGAUGGUCAAGUGCCGGAAGGAUGCCCAAGCCGCCCGCGCACAGGCAGAGAAGAUCGAGGCCAAAUGGACAGAGCACUGUGCGAUUUAUCGCCAGCUCUACGCCAAACAUGAUGGAUUGCUGAAGGCCGCUAAAGAGGCCGAGGACCAGGCCCAAGAGAAGAUCCAACAGCUAGAGGCCUAGAACGCCCGAUCGGCUGAAGAGAUCGCUCGGCUGGGGGACGAGCUGUCAAAAGAGCAGGCGGAGCGUGCAGCCCUUGCUGCAGCCUGGGCUGGUCAGGAGCCUGAGGAAUUCGCUGCUAAGGCGUUGCCUGACAGGGAGACGGCCAUCCGCUUCUUCCAAGGUCUGUACAAGCACCCAGUAUCGGCCGGCCUUGUGGAUGAGAUAGGGACCUAUGGCUUCGAAAGUGGCCAGUAUUCAGAGCGGAAGGCCCUCUAUGGCAUCCUUGCGUAGAGGAUCCAAGG